Molecule: messenger RNA, 798 nt
Organism: Eurypyga helias (sunbittern)
Lineage: Eukaryota; Metazoa; Chordata; Aves; Eurypygiformes; Eurypygidae
Gene: CSF1
Product: colony stimulating factor 1 (macrophage)
Biological process (GO): osteoclast differentiation; positive regulation of macrophage differentiation
Cellular component (GO): membrane
Molecular function (GO): growth factor activity; cytokine activity
Source: RefSeq, a predicted model, not a curated record
GCUGACACCCAGAUGCAGCACCCGGGCAGGGUCUCCUUCAGGUUCAUCAAUAAGCUGCAGUUGAACGACUCGGUCUGCUAUGUGAAAGCUGCUUUUCCUCUGCUGGACAAGAUCCUGGAGCGAACGGUGUUCAAGGAGAACUCCCCCAACGCCAAAAAGAUGCAGAUGGUGCGCAGGAUGUACAGCCGCAUCGACGAGAACAUCGACCCCUGCAUCAAGGAGGAAGACGAGGAGGAGAGAAAGCUCUCGCAGGAGUGCUUCGAGGAGUUCACCACCUCGCCCCACGAGAUGCUGGUGCUGGUGAAGCAGUUCUUCCAGGACAUCAAACAGCUGCUGCAGAGCCAGGAGACCUUCGAGAAAGACUGCAGCCACAUCUACCGCAGGACCUGCUUGGGGCCCAAGAAGGCUGGACCCUCACCAGGUGUGGGGACAGAUCCUGACUGCAAUUGCCUGUCCCCUGCCCUCCCUUCUGCCACCCAGCCCUCCCUCUCCACUGCCACCCAUCCUGGGGCUGCCCCCACUAGCCCCCAGGCCCCUUACGGCCUCCUCCCUGCCACCCUCGCUGACUUAGACGCCCCAUCUCAGCCCCUCGGUAGCACGGACGGCGGCUCGGGGACCGAGGAGGUCCUGGGUGCCGGGGUAGGUGACACAGCGUCGGUGCUAUCCCCCGUGAUGCAACAGACGGCUCCAAGCAACAGCGCCGAAGCUCUCCUGGAUGCAUCCAGGACCAUUAGCCUGGCAGCGGUGGACGUCCCCAUCCUGCGCGGGGACGGAGAGCUGGCGGAGGGGGACACCGAA